UCUGUCAUAUCAAGGUGUUUUCUCAAAGCAAAAGCAAACUUCGGCAACUGUCAAAGUUUAUUUUAUUUAACUAAAAAUUUAAUUCAUAUUGCGUUUAUUUUAUUAUGGCAGUGUACUGAAUUCUCAAAGUUCAACAAAAUAAUGGAGAAAUUACCAGUAGAGGUUAUUGAAAAUAUUCUCACUUUCCAGAAAAUAUCUAUUGAAGAUGUGGUACAUUUUUCUCUAACUUGCCAUUAUUUUCAUAAUAUUGUAACAAACAACAACAAAAUCUGGAAAACUAAGCUGUUUCAGAAAUUUCCCCAGUUGAGGAGCCUCUUGGAAAGUAAACAUAUCAUUUUCCAGCAUGAGGUUAAAUAUAUUUAUGAACUGAAGAAAAGAACUCGAGCUCUACUUGAGAAAAUGCCUGCUAAAUUUUACAAGAGAUAUGAAAUCUCAGACUCGGAUCUAUAUGAGUGGAGCAGUAUUUUACUCGAAAGAGAAGAAGUAUACAAAUGUCUUGUAACAGAUUUAAUGGAGAUUGUAAAUACAGAUGUUUCCAUCAAGAGUAUAGAAGUGGUACCAUUAAACACACCAGGAAAUAAGACGUUCCAGUAUUAUGCCAACAAAGUACUCAGAUACAUACGACAGCAUCAUCUUUCCAAGGUAUGGAAGGAAUACAUAUCUUUACCGCCAUCUAAACAAAUUCUUGAAGUAGGUGCGGUAUUUGUUGCUCAGUGGUGUCAACCAAAUGUUGAAGUGACAGUUGAGAAUAUAGGCCACAGAUUAGAUUUGAUAGCUGAAGAGGUUAAGUCUGCACUGCGAACAGUAUAUCCCGAGCAUCCAAUAUUUAAAGCGACUCAAGAGCAACUCGAUUUAUGGCGCAGACAAAACAAAGAGCAAAAUGAAUGGAAAGUAAACGAAUGUCGUCAGCUAAUAACCAUCAUGCGCGAAGUACUCUUUCAACAGAUGAGAUUCAGUGGAAACAACCAUGCUUACUAUAUGCCACAAAAUUCAUUUAUCAAUGAAGUUUUGGAUAAACGUCAAGGUUUACCCAUAACACUAGCAAUUGUAUUUGAAGGUGUAGCUAGAAGAUUGGGUCUAAGAUGUGAGCCUAUCAGCUUCCCAGCGCAUUUUUUGCUUAGGUUUUGUGAAAGCGUUGAUCCUGAAUCUGACUGGUACUAUAUUGACGUUUUCAAUGGAGGCCAAAUAGUGGGAAGAGGAGCAUGUCCGCAUAGUAGAUUUUCAGGUUCCAGAGAUCUCAUUCCGGUUGCCACAGCUGUACAAGUGAUAGAACGCAUGGCAAACAAUUUGGAAGUUUCAGCCAGACAACAUGCUCAUCCCAAUGGCAAGAUAACACGUUUAAGGUCAAGUUUGGAGUUGUUGAAAUUAGUGAAUCCGAGAGACAUUUCAGCUUUAGUCAGCUUAGCUAGAUUAUAUAUGCUGCACAACAUGGAUACUAAAUCUUUGGAAACUUUCUUGUUAUCUCAGGAGUUUGAAGUUCCGGAACAAGCUCAAAGAGUACUUCAUAUGCUUCGAGAUUACGAAGCGCAUCAUUCUCGCAACGACCUGGGUCUUUUUAGUCAAGUAGAAGCAGCACAACGUACGCCAAAUUUACAUUAUGCAGUAGGAAUGGUGAUGAAGCAUAUGACUUUAAAUUACAAAUGUGUUAUCUAUGACUGGGAUCCGGUAUGCUUGGCGGCUGCCGAAUGGCAAGCCGAAAAUAAUGUGGACAAAUUGCAGCUCAAAGAUGAACAACCAUUUUAUAACGUUCUGGUGGAAGAUGGGUCCCAUAGAUAUGUGGCGCAAGAAAAUUUAUUUCCUACAUCAGAUAGAGAAGAGAUAUAUCUCAAUGAAGAUGUCGGCAGGCAUUUUUCUCACUACUUCGAGACUCACUACGUUCCGAAUGCUGAGAAAGAGAAAGAGUACCCAGCUGAUAAAAAGAUACGUCACUGGUUUCAUCACCAAAAGAAGCUUGAAAGUAUUAAUCUUUAAUAAUUGUAAAUGUGUUAUUUUAAUGUUUUAGACUAGUUGUUAAGUCUGUGUUGGCUAAUUGUCCAAUAUGUAUUAUGUAUUCUGAUUCCAAUAUCUAUGUUUUAUUCUUUUAAGACGUGCCAAGUUGAAUGAUUUGAACAUUCGACAUUGUGCGUGUGUAGAUGUCGGCAUAAAGAUUCUUUUCUUUUCUGUUAAGCUAUAGAGUUUUAUAUUUUAUUUGUUAAAUAAAAUACAUGUUUUAUCCCAAAAAUAA
Diabrotica virgifera virgifera (western corn rootworm) is the source of this 2224-nucleotide messenger RNA. Its product is annotated as F-box only protein 21. The record is from RefSeq and is a predicted model, not a curated record. The coding region runs from base 142 to 1971 and encodes 609 amino acids. Gene Ontology annotation, molecular function: DNA binding; protein binding. NCBI's taxonomy places the organism in Eukaryota, Metazoa, Arthropoda, Insecta, Coleoptera, Chrysomelidae. The transcript has 9 exons.